AUGUCAGAAGAUAAUAAGGAUAAUACCGAUCCAGAAACGUUAAAAGUAGAAAAUCUUGCUAUAGAAGAUAAAAAUGCUGCAGCGGGAGAUGAACAGGCUGCAACCAAAACUGAUAAACAAAAAAUUGAUGUGCUUUUAAAAGCGACAGGAAAUGCACCAAUAAUGAAAAAAAAGAAAUGGUCGGUGGAUAAUGAAAAAAAAAUUGGUUCAGUUGUAGAAUUCAUAAAAAAAUAUUUAAGGCUUGAACCAUCAGAAAAUCUUUUUUUAUAUGUUAAUCAAUGUUUUGCACCAUCUCCAGAUCAAACGAUUAAAAAUUUAUAUGACUGUUUUGGCUCUGAUGGAAAACUAGUUCUUCAUUAUUGUAAAACUCAAGCAUGGGGAUAA
Molecule: messenger RNA, 384 nt
Organism: Pediculus humanus corporis (human body louse)
Lineage: Eukaryota; Metazoa; Arthropoda; Insecta; Psocodea; Pediculidae
Exons: 3
Coding region: 1-384 (127 amino acids)
Biological process (GO): autophagy of mitochondrion; autophagosome assembly; nucleophagy
Cellular component (GO): cytoplasm; phagophore assembly site membrane; Atg12-Atg5-Atg16 complex
Source: RefSeq, a predicted model, not a curated record